Molecule: messenger RNA, 588 nt
Organism: Lodderomyces parapsilosis
Lineage: Eukaryota; Fungi; Ascomycota; Pichiomycetes; Serinales; Debaryomycetaceae
Product: aminoacyl-tRNA hydrolase
Exons: 1
Coding region: 1-588 (195 amino acids)
Cellular component (GO): mitochondrion; cytosol
Molecular function (GO): peptidyl-tRNA hydrolase activity
Source: RefSeq, a predicted model, not a curated record
AUGGAAAACAUCAAUACCACGAUCUUAUCGAUCUGUGUUUUAUCCUUUGUGACUGGAUUCUAUGUUAGUCGAAUUUUAAAUAACGUCAAAGCACCACCAAGCAGUCGCAACCAAAAUCCCAAACUAAGAACUAGUCGAGAUGAAUCACUAGACGAAGCCGAUGAAGAAGAAGAAGAAGAAUUGGAUAUCAACUCAAUCGCAUUGAAUGACAUUCCAGGUGAAGUCAGGAUGACUCUUGUUGUAAGACAGGAUCUAAAAAUGGGGAAAGGUAAAGCAGCGGCUCAAUGUUCUCAUGCUACUUUAUCGUUAUACAAAAAAAUCAUCAAUCCAAAUUCAGAUGCGUACAAUCCAGACAUGAUGCGGAGAUGGGAAUAUGGCAAUGGGCAAGCAAAAAUCACCCUUCAGGUACCGAAUCAAGAGGAAAUGGAUUUGCUUUACGCUCAGGCAAUCAGUUUGGGUAUAAAUGCUUGCAUAAUACAUGAUGCUGGACGAACGCAAAUAGCCGCUGGAAGUGCAACUGUUUUAGGUUUAGGACCAGCGCCUAAAAGAGUUCUUGACCAAGUCACUGGAGAAUUGAAGUUGUAUUAG